Molecule: messenger RNA, 981 nt
Organism: Lobosporangium transversale
Lineage: Eukaryota; Fungi; Mortierellomycota; Mortierellomycetes; Mortierellales; Mortierellaceae
Product: nucleophile aminohydrolase
Exons: 4
Coding region: 109-843 (244 amino acids)
Biological process (GO): ubiquitin-dependent protein catabolic process
Cellular component (GO): cytosol; proteasome core complex, alpha-subunit complex; nucleus
Source: RefSeq, a predicted model, not a curated record
AAACAGCAUUCGCGCUGUCUUCAUUCUUUCAUACUAAUUCUUUUUUCUCAUCACAUCCUAUUACUUCAACACUACUUCUACACCACCACUAACUACUCAGGAUAAACAAUGAGUCGAGGAGCAGGUUACGACCGCCACAUCACCGUCUUCUCUCCUGAAGGGCGGCUUUACCAAGUUGAAUACGCCUUCAAGGCUAUCUCGAACUCAGGAAUUACCUCUAUCGGUGUUCGUGGCAAGGAUUCCUGCGUUGUUGUCACUCAACAUAAAGUUCCUGAUAAAUUGCUUGAUGCAUCAACUAUCAGACACAUUUAUCCAUUGACAUCCAAGAUUGGGUGUGUGAUGACAGGACUGGUACCUGAUGCUAGAUCGGCUGUUUCAAGGGCGCAGCGGGAGGCAGCAGAGUUCCGGUACAAGUUUGGAUAUGAAAUUCCUCCAGAUAUGCUGGCCAAGCGUAUGGCCAACGUCAAUCAGGUCUAUACUCAACAUGCUGCUAUGCGACCUCUGGGUGUAUCCAUGAUUUUGAUUGGGUUGGAUGAUGAGCGUGGUCCUCAGCUGUUCAAAAUUGAUCCUGCAGGAUACUUUGUUGGAUUCAAGGCAACGGCAGCUGGCGCUAAACAAACAGAGAGUUUGAACCAUCUGGAGAAGAAAUUGAAAAAGGAGAAGGAGCUAAAUGAAGAAGAGGCCAUUGAGCUUGCGAUUACGACAUUAUCCACUGUGCUGUCGUCUGAUUUCAAGGCAACUGAGAUCGAGGUUGGUGUUGUCUCACUCAGGGAGCCCAAGUUCCGUACCUUGGAAGUUUCUGAAAUUGAGGAUCAUUUGCAGAGAAUCGUUGAGAAGGACUGAAGGAUUAAAUAAAACAUGGAAAACCAAGGAAAAUAUAUCGUUGUUCCUUUACAGCAAACUAUAAAGUACUUUAUUUUAUGUCUGUGCUCAACUAUGGGCUUAUCUGAAUUGACAGACAUGACAUGUAUAUGUGAUACU